Messenger RNA from Anarrhichthys ocellatus (wolf-eel), 7292 nucleotides. RefSeq names its product tripeptidyl peptidase 2 (gene tpp2). Gene Ontology annotation, molecular function: serine-type endopeptidase activity; tripeptidyl-peptidase activity. Lineage: Eukaryota; Metazoa; Chordata; Actinopteri; Perciformes; Anarhichadidae. The transcript has 29 exons. The record is from RefSeq and is a predicted model, not a curated record. Bases 75 to 3953 code for a protein of 1292 amino acids. Gene Ontology annotation, cellular component: cytosol. Gene Ontology annotation, biological process: proteolysis.
UCCUCCCAGUCUCUCUCACCCCGGUGCUGUCUUUCCCAUUUCGCCGCUUUGUUGUCAUUGUCGCUCUUUUGACCAUGGCUGCUCAUUCUAUCGAUGAACCGUUCCCCUUCCACGGGCUGCUCCCCAAAAAAGAAACCGGUGCUGCGUCCUAUCUUACCAGGUUCCCCGAGUACGAUGGCCGGGGAGUGCUCAUCGCCAUCCUCGACACCGGCGUGGAUCCCGGGGCCCCCGGCAUGCAGGUCACAACUGAGGGGAAGCCAAAGAUCGUCGACAUCAUCGAUACAACAGGCAGCGGUGACGUGAACAUGACCACGGUGGUAGAGCCUAAAGAUGGGACAAUCGCUGGCCUCUCUGGUAGAACACUUAAGAUCCCUCCAGCCUGGGUCAACCCGUCAGGGAAGUAUCGCAUUGGAGUUAAAAAUGGCUAUGAGUUCUUCCCUAAGGCUCUCAAAGAAAGGAUACAGAAAGAGCGAAAGGAGAAGAUGUGGGACCCACCACACCGAUCAGCACUAGCUGAGGUCUCUCGUAAGACGGAAGAGUUUGACCUCUCUCACCCAACACCCUCACAGAUGGAGAAGUUGCAGAAGGAAGAGCUGCAGAGUCAGUCAGAGUUGCUGGCGUCAUUGGAAAAGAAGUACAGUGAUCCUGGUCCUGUAUAUGACUGUGUGCUUUGGCACGAUGGCGUUACGUGGAGGGCUGUAGUCGACACUUCAGAGAGUGGAGAGCUGUCCCAGUGCACGGUGCUUAGCACCUACAAAGAGACGCAAGAGUAUGCCACGUUAGGAAACGCUGAGAUGCUUAACUACUCUGUUAAUAUUUACGAUGAGGGAAACACACUCUGCAUCGUCACCAGUGGAGGGGCUCAUGGGACACACGUGGCAAGCAUUGCAGCAGGUUACUUCCCAGAGGAGCCUGAGCGUAACGGUGUGGCCCCCGGUGCCCAAAUCCUGGCUCUGAAGAUCGGAGACACCCGUCUCAGCACCAUGGAAACAGGCACAGGACUCAUCCGCGCGAUGAUUGAAGUCAUCAACUACAAGUGUGACCUGGUGAACUAUAGCUACGGGGAAGCCACCCACUGGCCCAACACAGGGAGGAUUUGUGAGGUGAUCACCGAGGCUGUGCAGAAGCACAAUGUCAUAUUCGUCUCAAGUGCAGGAAACAACGGCCCGUGCCUGUCCACUGUCGGCUGCCCGGGGGGAACCACCGGCACUGUCAUAGGAGUUGGAGCAUACGUGACUCCAGAUAUGAUGGUGGCAGAGUAUUCCCUGAGGGAGAAGCUGCCUGCCAAUCAGUACACCUGGUCGUCCAGGGGCCCCAGCACAGACGGGGCCCUGGGUGUCAGCAUCAGCGCGCCUGGCGGGGCCAUUGCCUCUGUACCCAACUGGACUCUGCGUGGUACCCAGCUGAUGAACGGCACGUCCAUGUCCUCUCCUAACGCCUGUGGCGGCAUCGCGCUGAUCCUCUCCGGACUGAAGCAGAGCGGGAUACGGCCCUCUGUUCCUGUGGUGAGGAGAGCGCUGGAGCACACCGCUCUGAAGAUUGAUGACAUCGAGGUGUUUGCACAGGGUCAUGGAAUAAUCCAGGUGGACAAGGCGUUGGACUACCUCACUCAACACGCCACUUUACCCACAAGCCAACUUGGCUUCUCAGUGAGUGUGGGAUCACAGAGAGGCAUCUACCUCAGGGACCCAGCCCAUAUUGUUGCACCCUCAGAUCACGGAGUAGGAAUUGAACCCAUGUUUCCGGAAAACACCGGAAACUCUGAGCGAAUCUCUUUGCAGCUACACUUGGCGCUCACAUGUGCCGCCCCGUGGGUCCAGUGCCCCUCCCACCUGGAGCUGAUGAACCAGUGUCGUCACGUGAAUGUCCGCAUCGAUCCUGUGGGACUGAGAGAGGGAGUGCACUACACAGAGGUCUGUGGGUACGAUACAUCAACACCUAGCUGUGCCCCCCUCUUCAGAGUCCCAAUCACAGUCAUUAUCCCCGCCAAAGUGACAGACAGUCGUAAUCAGGAGGUUUGUUUCACAGACGUCCACUUCCGACCAGGCCAGAUCAGACGCCACUUCAUCACUGUUCCUCAGGGAGCCUCCUGGGCAGAGAUCACACUGACCUCUCAUUCGGGAGACGUGUCGUCAAAGUUUGUCCUCCAUGCGGUGCACCUGGUCAAACAGAAAGCGUACAGAGCUAAUGAAUUCUACAAGUUUUCCUCGCUGUUGGAAAGAGGCUCACUAACCGAGGCUUUCCCUGUGCUGUCAGGAAGGAUAGUGGAGCUGUGCAUUGCACGCUGGUGGGCGAGCCUGGGUGAUGUCACAGUGGACUACAGCAUCUCGUUCCAUGGACUCACCACUUCCCCUUCACCCAUGCACAUACAUGCCUCAGAGGGAGUGACGAGUUUCGAUGUGUCGUCGCCGCUGAGGUAUGAGGAGGUGUCCCCCGCCAUCACCCUCAAGUCUUGGGUUCAGCCUCUCAGGCCCUUAAAUUCAAAGAUAAAAGCCCUGGGAUUGAGGGACGUUCUGCCCAACAACAGACAACUCUACGAGAUUGUCCUCACCUACAGCUUUCACCAGCCUAAGAGUGGAGAGGUCACCCCCAGCUGUCCCAUGCUGUGUGAGCUGCUGUAUGAGUCUGAGUUUGACAGUCAGCUCUGGAUGCUGUUUGAUCAGAACAAGAGGCUACUGGGCUCCGGGGACGCUUAUCCACACCAGUAUUCUCUGAAGCUGGAAAAGGGGGACUACACGGUGCGCCUGCAGGUCCGCCACGAGCAGUCCAGCGAACUGGAGCGCCUUAAGGACCUACCGUUUGUGGUUUCUCACCGUCUGUCCACCACGCUCAGUCUAGAUGUGUACGAGUCGCACCGCGCCGCCCUCAUGGCCAAGAAGAAGGCCAACUCUGUCACCUUGUGCCCAGGUGCCACGCAACCCUUCUAUGUCACAGCCCUGCCGGACGACAAGAUCCCAAAGGGGACGAGUCCGGGAUGCUAUCUUUCUGGCUCUCUGGUUGUUUCCAAGAGCGAGUAUGGCAAGAAAGCAGGGCAGGCCUCUGCAAAACGACAAGGGAAGUUUAAAAAGGAUAUCGUGCCAGUCGUCUACCACUUAAUUCCUGCUCCCAACAAAUCAAAGAAUGGAGGGAAGGAGAAGGACAAGGAGGGGGACAAGGAGAAGGACGUGAAGGAGGAGUUUUCUGAAGCUAUGAGAGACUUAAAGAUUCAGUGGAUGACAAAGUUGGACUCUAGCACCAUCUACGACGAGCUGAGGGAGAACUACCUCGAUUACCUCCCGCUGCAUGUGCAAAGACUGCACCAGCUGGACUCUGAAAAGGAGCGUGUAAAACGUCUCAGAGAGGUGGCAUCGGCAGCCGAAAUCGUCAUAUCCCACAUCGACCAGACGGCCCUGGCUGUUUACCUCACCAUGAAGACGGACCCUCGGCCCGAUGCCGCCUCUAUCAAGACCGACAUGGAGAAGCAGAAGUCGUCCCUGCUGGACGCUCUGUGCAGGAAGGGCUGCGCGCUGGCCGACCAGCUGCUGCUGCCCGACCAGCUGCUGUUGCCCCCUGUGCAGCAAGACGGCGUCGGUGCCGUCUCCACGGGACCACCACCACCAGCAGCAGAAGAGGGGGAGGAGGAGGAGGUGGUGGUUGGAGAACAGGUGGCCAGCAGUUCUGACGACACCAUGCACAGCAUGGUUAAAGCUCUGACAGAUACGUUUUGGGAGGUGCAGAAGUGGGCGGAGCUAACUGACUCCAAGGUGUUGAUGUUUUCAUACAAACACGCUCUUGUGAACAAGAUGUACGGCCGAGCCUUAAAAUACGCCUCGAAGAUGGUGGAGGAGAAGCCCAGCAAAGACAACAUGAAGAACUGCAUCCAGCUCAUGCAACACCUCCAAUGGACACACUGUGCCACCUUCAGUGAGAACUGGCUCCCUGUCAUGUACCCCGCAGAAUACACGCCAUUCUAGGCACAGACGCACAUACAUGCAUGCAUGAGCAGCAUGGCCAUACAUGGUUGUUGGAUAUCAUGUCCCUCAGGGUCACAUGAUCUAUGCAUCUGGGUUUUCAAGUUUAGAUGUGGGUGGACACCAAAAUGAAGGAUAACGCCGAGUGUAAAUGUUUGGAGAGACUGAACACCUUUAUAGUUAGGUGAGAAUGGAUCGUGUUCGUCCUGUUUUUAAAAUGUCUUGUUGAACGUCACAGAUCUGCAGACCAUGUGGCACGACGGUUCAUUUGAACGCCACCGACAGAAAAACAACAAAUAAUUAUUUUUACGUUUUUAAAAUGCUUCAGACGUUUGACAGCCUGUAGCUCAGAACUUUCUUAGUUGUGUGUUGUCCCUUAUUUUGGUGUCCUCUACACAUUUUGGAGCUUUUCACAUCCUCAGCUGUCUGGACUCCACUUCACAAUAACCUCAUUCUUUUGUGUAAAUACUGUAAAAGGGCCAGUGUGGACUCUAGGGACGCGUCCCUAGUCCUAAAAAAACAAAAGAAACUGACCCCAUCUACUCACACAAACAAAUCAACAUAAGUGAGCGCUACGUUACUUCAGUGAGAGGACUGGAGGCCUUGCUGCUGCAUGAUGUUCGGACAUACGGGGGCACGCACAGUCUGCCUGGUCCCUGACUUAAAAGGGAGACGGAACUUGCUAUCUUUUUUUUCGAUUGUUCCAGCCAGGCCUGGCUGAUAAUGUUAAUAUUUAGUCUCGUCUGUCUUUUUGGACUCUUGAUUCAUGUACACAGAACACAAAACAGUAUUGAGGUGCCUUCCUCCAUGUACCGUACCUUUUUUCUGAUGGGAUGAGAAGCAGUGCGAGGCUCCAGAAUCAUUACAGCCAGUCUGCACUCUUCACCGUUGGUGUCAAAUGUGUCUUUAAGGCUCAGACCUGCAGUAUGACGAGCCCGUGCACUGUAUGCAGGCCGUGGGUGACGCGUAAGGUAAUAGGAAGCCACAAACGCACUGGCUCUGCUUCGGCUUACCUCCAGAGGUGUUGGCCGCUCCAUACUGCAGUGACCCGAGCAGCACGUUUGACGAGCCAUCUUAACAGACCUCACGAACGUGAGAGAGGACGUUGUGGGCAGCGGAAGGAUGUUCAGAUUUCAUUGUACAAUGUUCACUCCGUCUUAGAUGUUUCUCUGCACCAUUCAAAAUGUUGCAUUUGUACACAGUGUCAUAAAAUGAUGUACAUACACGCAUAACAUACAAAUAUUAAGAAGCAAUAGGAAUAUAAUAGAAUUAUUAUUCAAAUUGAUGUAUUUUGCAUAUAUGCAUGUCUUCUAGGAUUUAAGGAAAAAUGGAUUUCUUUGUUUCAAUUUGAGAGAUUGUUUUUUAACCCAAAACAAGAUUCUGGUGAUAAUCCACGAGUGUGUUUGUGAAUGACUUACCGUGUUACUUGUGAGCAUAUUGUGUACAUGAACAUUUGCUCCCUACAGAACUGAAACGAUGGCCAACUAGAGGGGUUUAAGCAUGAUCUAGUUUAUUUACCAUAUUAACCUUAUUUCAUUUAAAGGACCAUGCCGGUGCUUUUGUAUGUUUUAUCUAAUUGUCUACAAAUCCCAUACUUUACAUCACAGCUAACAUGUUUUAGAAUUAUUUUAAUGGAGUUUUCCAGGCAACUGUUCAACAUAUUAGACUUUAAAACGUCCACAGUGAACACCAAGUCUGCAUUAAAAGCCCUUAGAACUACAUUUCUCAAUCUUUUUACUAUAAGUGAUUGGGUUCUACAUGAACACGCAAUGUUUUGGGAAAAGUUGGAGCAGUUUUCAUUAUUUCUCAUGAGCGAUUUGUGUUUGUGUUGUUUCUCUGGGUUGAGGUGGUGCAGGCUUAUUUCUAUCAAAACGAGAUGAUGGCUGUAUGUUUACGUUGCCACUGUUGAUUCACACCCACAGUCUUAAUGAAGCUCGUUAGCUCAGUAGUUGAAAGUCGGUCUCUUCAUAAACGAUAACUGAAAAGUUUGAUUUGUGAUUGUGUAGUUAUGAAUAGAAAAUCAAUGCAGUCUUGAUGUUCACUUUGCUGAAUUGUACAACUUGAAAGAGCACUUCACCAAUUUAAAAUGUACUCAUAUCGCAGGGCGAAAGAAAAAUCAAUGCAGCAGAACCAGAAAUAUCUGGUGAUAUUUCUUUAGUCUUCGGUCCCAACUGACAAGACAGUUUAUCAGACUCGUUGCAGCUCUGGAGCCACAAAAACCUUUAUACACAUACGCAACAGUAGCAUUGUCUGUUAACUUUCAGGUUUACAUGAUUUGAUCUAAAAUGUGCAAAAACACUGGCGUGGACCUUUUUUAUAAUAUCUCACCUGAGUCAUAUAACAAAUGACAUGGGGCUGGUUGUUUUCACAGUGCGAAUGAGGACCAUGCUAAAGAUACAAACUACAUAUUAACUAUUUAUAAUUGUGAUUCUCAACCUUUUCCGCUUGUUCUGUAAAACAAGUUUGAUCCGUAGUUUAACCAAAGGAUUGUCCCACACUAAGUUAGUUUAGAGAAGCACGAAGGCUGAACAUUAUAAAAAUUAAUUAUCACAAUAUUGAGUAGAAGAAAUAGAUUUGCCCUCAAACCACCCAGUUUGAGAACCACUGGUCUUCUACAUGUAACAGCUCAAAAUGAUGUGCUAAGACCUCACAAGUGGAAGGUGCAUGCUUAAGAAUGUAAAAGCAGCUGCUUUUAAGCCGAGGCCUUUCGGCCUCACAGGAGUAGACAAUCUUUUCUGGGGUGACUGUAAACUACAUACACAGCGAAUCCGUGGUCAAGGUUCAUGUCGACCCUGGGGUAAGGAUACCUUGUGUUUCUGUUUUUAGCUCUGACUUGCACGCACUUUCUGCAGCAGCCUCUGCAUAUAGGCUUCUCCGGAUAUUCAGGGCUGUACUGGAAUCAGUUGGGUUCGUCAGAAUUUGUGCUCACCGUCUUUUCUUUCUGCAUCUUCUGUGUACUCGUGCGUCUUCGUCCUUGUUUCUCCUCUUGUCCUGCGUUUGGGGUUUGGUUUAGGCAGAUGUCUGCAGUAAGCGUUGCCAAUAACAGUUUCUCCAAAAAUGGCCUUAACUCACCACAGGACUGUACAGUCCGUUUCUGGCACCGGACAGACUUCUCGAUAUCUGUUGCUUCUUCUGGAUGUUCAGUGUUUAUAUUUGUAGUCAUAAAAUCUAGUAAAUGCCAAUAUUUUACAAAAUGUUAUGAGAUAAGGCUCUUAGUAUUAUUUUAUACCCAUUCUUCCUCGAUGAGGUGGGAAAGACCCGAACUGUCACACUAUUUGGUGGUCACAUGGAAUUACGUCACAAACAAGGAAAACAACACUGAAUAAAAAUGAUUUGGAAGAA